Molecule: messenger RNA, 3276 nt
Organism: Fusarium oxysporum Fo47
Lineage: Eukaryota; Fungi; Ascomycota; Sordariomycetes; Hypocreales; Nectriaceae
Exons: 1
Coding region: 356-3265 (969 amino acids)
Source: RefSeq, a predicted model, not a curated record
AGCGCGCAUCUGAUAUGAUCAGAUCUGGAGACAAUGCUCCGCGAAGUAAGGAGCCUAGGGGAUGCAUCCUAAGGAACGAAAAAGACUAAAAUGGGAUUCUUUUCAGACACGCUACAAGUUCUAGACCAGGGCGUCAAAAUAAUCUGGUCUAAAGGCCUACCGAGAUAUACUAAACUUACCUAAAGGUUGAUGAAAAUGGUCUCUGAUCGAUAAUUGCCUCAUCUGGUCAGAUCAGCACAGGGCGUGAUCGGGCUUUAUUGUAACCCAUCUACAUCUGACGUGGGGAGGGUAUUUAGGCAGUCAGGGCCCCUCAUUCCCUGGACAUUGUGUUACUCAAGGUUAAAGAAGUGAUACAAUGGCUUGGUUAAAGGAUUUUGUUGGUAAAGUGGGAGAGGAGUAUAAGAAACAGGUUCAGUUACAGCAGCAGCAGCAGCAGCAGCAGCAGCAGCAAAGGCAGAGAGAGUCGGGGUAUUAUGGACAAGGAACAAGUCGAGGAUAUCAGCAGGGCGAAUAUCAAAGAGGUUCACCUCCAGGAUGGCAACAGCAGUAUCAGGCUGGGCAGCCCCAGUAUCAACAACCUCAGACUCAGUACCAGCCUCAAUCACCGCAAUAUGGGCAACCUCAAACGCCACAGUACCAACCUCAGCAGCAACAAUAUCCCCCUCCGCUAUCACCAUAUCGUCCAUCGAGCGCUCAACCCUCUCAGACAUCUUCACAGCCUCACAUCACGCCGCCAGCAACACAACCAGCUCCGCAAACUUGUCCUCAGAGUUCAUAUCCCCCUCAAGCACACACCCAACAGCUCGAAACCCAAUGGCGUGAAGCAGAGCGUCUCGCAGCGCACUACAAAGCAGAGUAUGAAGCUCAAAUGAGAAAGGCUACAGAAGAUCUCGCCAACAUGAGAAUUGAGCAAGAGAAGCAGGCUCAAGAGCUAGAGAAGUUGAGAGCUGAGGAGACGAGGAACUAUCAGCUUGCGGAGGAUGAAGUUGUGAGAGAACAGCAGAGGUUGUUUGAUGAGAUACAGAGGCAGAGACAGGAGGGGGAGAGACCACCGUUACCGCCGAGGAUCAAUACGGAUGUUGAGGAUGUUGCGCCGCCUUUACCGAGAAGACCUGUUUCUACAGCUGGGAGUGUGAGUUCUGCACAAAGACCAGUAUCGUAUGCAGCUCCGCCGGUUCAGAACUCAUACCUUUCGCCACAGAGUCAGACACAAGUGCCCUCUAGUCCUUCAAUGGGCUAUAUACCACCACCUCCUCCUCCUGGACCUCCUCCUGCUCAGGGUACGACUCCGAUUCAGCCGCAGUCUGGUGGGCAUUUGUCGCCUGCUGUCGUGCCUCCUGGGCAGGCUUCGCAGCAGACACCAUACUUUCCUCCACCACCGCCGAGCCCUCAAGCACAACCUUCUCCUAGAGUUCAGGAGCAGGCAAGUCAACGCAAUUCGUAUCACGCACCAGCUCCAGCAAGUCCUCAGCCGCAACAGGCAAACAUUCCAUCAUAUCCACCACCACCACCUGUUCAAAGUCCACAACAACAACCUAUCGCUGCGCCAAAGCCUCCUCGCGUCAGAACCCCUGAGCCAGCACAGCUGCAUGCCUGCGGUGCAAAAGCAGGCCUCGAAUGCUCAGGCUCACUAAUAUCCUUCCCCCAACACUGGUUCUAUCACGCUGCUGUACCAGAGUUCGUCAUUUGUGCUCGCUGCUAUGUAGAUCUUAUCUAUGACACCAAAUUCGGGGACUCAUUCCGAAAGGUCUUCUACGACGAUGGACACAAGCGCAGAUGUCGAUUCAACACCAGGCGUAUCAAAGAUACAUUACUCCCCGAAGCUGUUGAGUCUGGUAGUCUUGAUAAGCUUAUCGAGUUUAUGAGGAAGAGAAUGAGUAUCAAAGACUGCAGAGAACAGAACAUCACCGAGGGAGAUUCAUGGUACAAAGCAGCUGACAUUCCAAACGGGACAAUCUGCGAAGCUUGUUUUGAGGAUGGUCUAAUAACUUCGUCGUUUGCCAAGUAUUAUCAGUUCUUACCCAACGAAGGCGGUGCUUAUUGCGAUCUAAGCGUAUGGUUCCUCAAACGCAAGUUCAUGGACUAUGCGAAAGAGAACAAAUGGGCCCAAUUCUGUCAAGAGUUCAACCAACGUGCACAAAUACCGGAAUGCCCCAAAAUCGACACUAUCAACGCCAAUGAGCGUGCAUGGUACAAGCCCGAGAACGGACCGAGUGACCUACAAGCAUGUGCAGCGUGCUACCACGACUACUUCUAUGCCUCUGAAGAUCAAGAUAAAUGGCAGCAGGUUACUGGGGGAAACUUCCAGACCAGGUGUAUUCUUGGACAGUUGAAUCACAUCAUUCCAAUGCAUCAGGCACUGGAUGAUGAGGAUAGAAGUCUCUUUUGGAAUGCAGCGUGGGAAAUGGACAAGUAUCCUGUUUGCAACAGGGAUGGAACGAAAGGAAGUUUGUGGUACACGCCGAUCAACGAUCCUCCCGGCUGGGGAAUAUGCGCGGCGUGUUAUGAAGGCAUCAUCAAACCAAUUGGAGGGGCACGAUGGUUCAUGAAAGACAACAGCACCAAGCCAGACGAAUUGUAUCUCUGCGGCUUCAGCUUGGGUCAUCCACGAGCCGUUCAGGCUCUCGAAGCAUAUGUCAGCGCACGAAAUUGGGGAGACAGGAAGCUGUUUCUUGACUGGACUGCGCAAUGGGGCCAUGUUCAACAAUGUCCAAGGAAGAACUUCAGCAAGAAUAGGCGAUGGUGGGGAUGGGGAGUCUUGGAGAUCUGUGAAGAUUGCUAUGCUUCCUUUGCAAAGGGCACAGCACUCGAGCCUCGCUUUGCACUUACUGGAGUGAGAGAGCCAGAAAAAGAGCGUAUGUGUGAUAUCUACUCACCGCGCAUGAGAAGCCUCUACACAGAAGCUUGUAGAACUGGAGAUCUAGAAGGUCUCUUGGCCAUCGCAGAGCAAAGACAUGUCGUUUACACACAGACAAUCAUGCAGUGCGAGCAGAUCCUCAAUCAGCAAAAGAUAGCAGCCAUGCAGGCACAGAUGUUGGGCACACAGGGUACGUUUUAUAAGAGCAUGGGAUGGGCUCAAGAUGCUACUAUGGGACAUAGCUAUACUGUUGGAAACUCGUAUGCUGGGUAUGGACAUGCAAAUGAAUGGGUCAUGCAGGGGUAUUCGUACGAUAGGCAGUCGAGGGAGGCUGCGGCGGAGGUCAUGGGCGGAGGGCCUCUAAUGAGGAUACAAAUGCUUGAGGCGAGAUGGAGGGAAGUUGAGUAAAGAGUACACAU